Molecule: messenger RNA, 2417 nt
Organism: Salmo salar (Atlantic salmon)
Lineage: Eukaryota; Metazoa; Chordata; Actinopteri; Salmoniformes; Salmonidae
Source: RefSeq, a predicted model, not a curated record
UUUUUUCUCUCACCCAGGGUAAGUAAUGUAAGGAAGGCUAAAGAUCUUUUUAGGGUUUGGUUGAGUAACACAUCGGGGUUCCUUUCAUGUUGGUUAUUAUUUCAUAGUUUGAAAUGGUUUGAUACUUUGAUACAUUGUUACUUUCUUUCCGGGCUAAACAUUUUGGAUUGAUCAUAACCCGCUACUUUUUUUUCUUUCUGAAUGCGUUGCAAAUAUGACGAUGUCAUCGACUCCACAUUUUGCUCAAGUUAUGGCGGAGCUGAAGUUUUCUAGCUUGUGUUGAGCGCUGAGAGCACCAGUGUUUGCUGAUGGAGCACCUCCAGGGAGCAUGGAAGACCCUGAGCAAUGGCUUUGGGAUGAAGGACUCUGUGUUCGAGGGUCCUUGCCUUUCCCCGACCAUGGUGCAGGACUUCCCCUCCCAGCGCCGCUCCUCCGACGACAGUAAGAUCCCCGACUCCAAGACCAGCAGCACCAUCCGCGUCUACCUCCCCAACCAGCAGCGCACAGUGGUGAAUGUGAGGCCAGGUAUGACCCUGCACAGCUGCCUGAUCAAAGCGCUGAAGGUGCGGGGCCUGCAACCGGAGUGCUGUGCUGUCUUCAGACUGCACCCAGGACAGAGGAGUAAAAAGUCACGUAUGGAUUGGAAUACCGACUCUACCUCACUAAUUGGGGAAGAACUGCUGGUGAAAGUUUUAGAUCAUGUCCCCUUGACGACGCACAACUUUGUUCGGAAAACAUUUCUGAAGUUGGCCUUCUGCGAUAUAUGCCAGAAGUUCCUUUUGAACGGUUUCCGUUGCCAAACAUGCGGCUACAAAUUCCAUGAGCAUUGCAGCACCAAAGUGCCCACGAUGUGUGUGGAUUGGAGCAACAUCAGACAGCUCCUGUUGUUCCCGACACCAGGUGAAAGUGGGGGUCCAUCUCUUCCUCCUCUUACUUCUCGGCGAAUGAGAGAAUCGCUGUCCCGACUCCCCAGCAGCUCUCUGCACCGCUGCUCCACCCCUCACGCCUUCAACUACACGGCCCCCUACCCACCCACGGGGGGCGCUCUGUCCCAGAGGCAGCGCUCCACCUCCACGCCCAACGUCCACAUAGUCAGCACCACCAUGCCCGUCGACAGCAGCAUGAUCGAGGAAGCAAUGCGUAAUCAUGAAGCAAUGCGUAAUCAUGACUCAGGCGGGAGUUCCCCCAGCCAGAGUCCCACAGGCUGGUCCCAGUCCCAGUCUAACACCCCAGCUCCAGACAGACGAGAGAGGGCUCCUUCAUUCAACACUCAGGAGAAACACAAAAUACAUCCGAGGGACAAGCGGGACUCCAGUUACUACUGGGAGAUUGAGGCCAGUGAAGUGGUGCUACACUCCUGUAUCGGCUCAGGCUCCUUCGGAACGGUAUACAAAGGGAAAUGGCACGGUGACGUAGCGGUGAAGAUCCUAAAGGUGAUUGACCCCACGCCAGAGCAGUUCCAGGCCUUCAGAAACGAGGUGGCUGUCCUUAGGAAAACGCGGCACGUCAACAUCCUGUUGUUCAUGGGCUACAUGACGAAGGACAACCUGGCCAUCGUGACCCAGUGGUGUGAGGGCAGCAGCCUCUACAAACACCUUCACGUCCAGGAGACCAACUUCCAGAUGUUCCAGCUUAUAGACAUCGCCAGACAGACAGCUCAGGGCAUGGACUAUUUGCACGCCAAAAACAUCAUCCACCGGGACAUGAAGUCAAACAAUAUCUUCCUACAUGAGGGCCUGACGGUGAAGAUAGGAGACUUUGGUCUGGCCACGGUCAAGGCCAGGUGGAGUGGUUCUCACCAGGUGGAGCAACCCUCAGGGUCCAUACUGUGGAUGGCUCCUGAGGUUAUCCGUAUGCAGGACAACAUGCCCUAUAGUUUCCAGUCUGACGUGUACUCCUACGGUGUUGUCCUCCAUGAGCUGAUGACGGGAGAGCUGCCAUACUCACAGAUAGCCAACAGAGACCAGAUCAUCUUCAUGGUGGGCCGGGGGUACCUGUCUCCAGACCUCAGUAAGCUUUAUAAGAGCUGUCCUAAGGCCAUGAAGAGGCUGGUGGCCGACUGCAUCAAGAAAAUCAAGGACGAGAGGCCACUGUUCCCCCAGAUCCUGUCGUCAAUUGAGCUGCUCCAGCACUCCCUGCCUAAGAUCAACCGCAGUGCCUCAGAACCCUCCCUGCACAGAGCCUCCCACACCGAAGACAUUAACGCCUUCACUUCCACCUAUAGCAGACUGCCUGUGUUCUAGAACUACAAUACCAAACCUGUCCCUCCUACCUGCUCCUGUUCCAAAACAUACACGUGUGCAUGAGCAUGCACACACACACACACACACACACACACACACACACACACACACACACACACACACACACACACACACACACACACACACACACACACACACACACACACACACACA